Salvelinus sp. IW2-2015 is the source of this 1713-nucleotide messenger RNA. Its product is annotated as ubiquitin thioesterase ZRANB1. NCBI's taxonomy places the organism in Eukaryota, Metazoa, Chordata, Actinopteri, Salmoniformes, Salmonidae. Gene Ontology annotation, biological process: positive regulation of Wnt signaling pathway; cell migration; protein K33-linked deubiquitination. Gene Ontology annotation, cellular component: nucleus; cytoplasm. Gene Ontology annotation, molecular function: K63-linked polyubiquitin modification-dependent protein binding; cysteine-type deubiquitinase activity. The record is from RefSeq and is a predicted model, not a curated record.
UAUAGUUUUAGUAGCUACUGACAAUACUCUAUUGAUCRAUGACAAAGACAAUGUUCUUCAUUAUUGAGUAUAAUAGGAUUAGCUAGCUAGUAGCUAACGUUAGCUAAUAUUAAUAGUUGAUAGAUUGGCAAACAGGCAAAGCUAGCUAGCAAGCUAACCGUUCGCUAACUAGCAAGCGUAGCUAACUAGUUAGUUAACUUCGAAUAAUAUCCUUUUAAAAACGGGACGUUGGGGGGAGGUUAUUUCAAUAUUUCACCCCGACACAGACGGUAAAAAAAAACAUGGCUGUCCGUUUCAAACCCCGACAGGUGGUGCCUCCGUAACAAAAGCGAACUAGUUAGCAUUUCGCGCUAGCUAACGUCAAUGAACGCUGGCUUGGGGGGGGGGGUUGAGUUGCUUGCCAAAGUACAAUGUUUACUCAAGGUACUAAACUCUGUGGUGGGCCCCUUAGCUACUAGCUAGCCGGUAUUUCCUGASUUGGGAGUGUACGGAACAUGAAAUUGUCCUCGCCAGUGCCAUACUGAUCCCCUUGGUAACGGGAACAGAACCGUUUUUCUUUCUACCUCAUCCGUGAUGACAGAGGUGGGAGUGAAGUGGGCCUGCGACUACUGCACCUAUGAGAACUGGCCGUCCGCUGUUAAGUGCACCAUGUGUCGUGCACAGUGUCCCAGCAGUCCCAUAAUCACAAAGGAGCCCUACAAUAGCAGCCCCAGCAGUCUUAGUACAGAGCCUGGUUGUGGCUGGCGGGACCCUCCAAGCCCCGAGGGAAGCUGCGGUAGCCUCCUAAUCUACCCAGACUCCAGUGCCAGGCCCCGUGUCAAGCCCCCCAGCAUGGCUGAGAAUAGCUCCAAGUGGUCCUGUCACAUGUGCACCUACCUGAACUGGCCCCGUGCCAUCCGCUGUACCCAGUGUCUGUGUCAGCGCAACCAGAGGACCCCCUGCAGCCCCACGGAGGCCCCCCAGACAUCAGGCACCAACGUGGGCUGCCGCCCAGCCCCUCCCCCUAUGGACCCUUGUACAGAGGAGUACAACGACCGGAACAGACUCAACAGACUCAACACCCGAGGUGGAGGUGGUGGCGGGCAGCACUGGACUUGCACUGCCUGUACUUACCAGAACUAUCCCAAGACCCGGAAGUGCAUCGUCUGCGACCACCCCCAGCCUCAACCUAACAACCGGGAGGCUAUUCCUAUAGAGCUGGCUGGGCAGUCCGAGGAGGCUCCCUCCUCCACAUCCUCAAUCAUCAAUGAACAGGACAGAGACGGGGCCAGGUGGAGAGGGAGUGGGGUGAGCAGUAAGGGGCUGAGCGGGAGACAGGGACCGGGACUGAGGAUGACCUCUCCACCCACCUCUAAGAGGGAGGCGGAGGUAAAGAUGGACUUCCAGAGGAUUGAGCUGGCGGACGGGGCGAUGGGCAGCGGAGAGGAGCAGCAUCACCAUCCAGAGAACAUUGAUUUCAAGAAGACCAAACAGAUUAAGAACAGGAUGAGGAAAACUGACUGGCUGUUCCUUAAUGCUUGUGCAGGUGUGGUGGAGGGGAACAUGGCUGCUGUCGAGGCCUACAAGUCGUCGGGCGGUGACAUCGCCCGUCAGAUGACUUCAGACGAGGUCCGUCUCCUGAACCGCGCCACUGCCUUCAAUGAUGGCUUUACGCUAGUUCACCUAGCCAUCCGCUUCCAGAGACAGGACAUGUUGGCUAUCCUUCUCACUGAG